Molecule: messenger RNA, 5306 nt
Organism: Oryctolagus cuniculus (rabbit)
Lineage: Eukaryota; Metazoa; Chordata; Mammalia; Lagomorpha; Leporidae
Source: RefSeq, a predicted model, not a curated record
AGCACCUCUCCUCGGCCCUCCAGGGGCCAAAAAGCAAAAGCGAAAGCGAAUGCAUCUGGCCGGGCGGCCGGUCCCGGAGUUGCACUCUCCACCUCGCUUGGGCCUGGGCAUCGCACGCGCCGCUGGCCCUUGUCGUCCCGGAGGGGCACUGUCUAGCCUGCUGCCAUGGCCCGGAGACGGCUCCGCUCCUUCUCGGCCCACGCCUUCCUUGCGCUGCUGCUCCCGCCAGCGGUGACACUGGGUGUCACAUGCCCCACGCCCACAUCUGUUGAACAUGCAGCCAUCCGGGUCAAGAGUUACAACUUGAGCUCCAGGGAGCGGUAUGUUUGUAACUCAGGUUUCAAGCGUAAAGCCGGGACAUCCAGCCUGACGGAGUGUGUGUUUAACAAAACCACAAACAUUGCCUACUGGACAACUCCCAAUCUCAAGUGCAUCAGAGACCCCUCCCUGACUCACCAAAGGCCAGUGCCACCCUCCACUGUAGUGACGGCAAGGGUGACCCCACAGCCAGAGAGCCCCUCCCCUUCUGGAAAAGGCCCAGCCACAUUCUCUCCAGAGUCAGACACCACAGUGGCCACAGGGACAGCUAUUGUACCAGGCUCCCAGCUGAUGCCAUCCACGUCACCUUCCACAGGAACCACGGGGGUAGGCAGUCAUGAGUCCUCCCAAGCCCCAUCUCAGACAACAACAAAGACCUUGGAACCCACGCCCUCCACCUCCCACGAGACAACAGAUGCUCAUCCGUACAGUUCCAGAGACGUCACUGUGGCCAUCUCCACAUCUGUCUCGCUGCUGGGUGUAGUGUGUGUGGGGUUCCUCCUGGCGUAUUGCCUCAGACCAAGGCAAACUUCCCAGCCACCUGGUGUUGAAAUGGAAACCACAGAAGCAAUGCCAAUGACUGGGCGCACCAGUAGCAGAGAGGAAGACACAGAAAACUACCACCUGACCUCUGAAACUCGUGGUGGGGUGUUCCAGCCCAACUAAGUCUGGAGCAAAGGAACCACCUCUGUUUACCUAAGGAGGAAGAGACUCGAGGAGUUGGGUGCCCAGAAAAAGCCACAGGAUAACCACACGUCCCUGAUGUGAUCUAACUGUGCCUGGCCUGGGGGGCCGUAGAAGCCAGGAGAUCACUGAGCAUUCAGGAGGAUGCCAUCCAUCCACCCACCUGCUGCCAACUCAGGUUCAGGGGCCAGCUUCCCAAAGUCCAAGCAGGUAAAGCUCUCUCAGGAAAGGCUGAUGGCUUCAGGCCAGCGUUUGUAUUUCAUUAUGACAUUUAUUGAGGCUACUUUAUUGGCCUGUUUAGUCCAUGCGUCAUCCUGACUUGUAGUUUAGAGAGGAUAGUAAUACAACCAAGGCUGUCCAUUGCACAAUGCUCCUUCUGACUUGAGAGAUGUCCACAGGGAAGGCAUCUGCAUUUGAGCUCCAGAAAAUUCUGACAAUAGGUGCUCUGCAUGAUUGGAAGUAGGCCAAGCAAGGCAGAAGACAUAUUGAGCCCACUGAAUCCUCUUGAGUUAAGGAUUCAGAAAGAAAACUGAACUCAGUGACAUUUUACAUACACAUGCGUUUAUAUUUAUUCUUCUGUUAUAUCUGCAUAUUAUAUAUGAUUUGUAUUUUGAAAUUGUCUAGGUAAGCAAAAUAAAAAUAUAUUUUCAAUACAAAAAGAAUCAAUGAGAAAUGUUCCACAAAGAAAACAGCAAGGAUGCAGAAUCUGCAAUGAUUGUAGCACAGAUUUUCAUUCUAAAAAGAGAAAAAAAAAAAUGCUUGCCCAAAGCUGGAUCAUAUCACAGUUUCAGGAAUUUCUAACAAAAUUUCCCUGUGAGAAGUAACUUGAUGUAACCUGGAUGAUGGUAAGUUGUGGCUCAGCUAUGUGUGGGAUGUACAUUUCACUUUCCUUCUCAUGUUCUUCUUUGCUGUGGAUGCCAUUUAUUUCUGAAAUCCUAGGCCUAAUCUCACUUUCCAACCCAUUUUAUAGAUGUGAAAAUUGAGCCCAGAGAAAGUGGAACCACCAUAAACAUCUGGGAGAUAGGUCACGCACGCAACAUGAAGAUGUAACUAUAAGGAGAAUACCACUAAGUACUGUAGACUCAAAAUGGGAAAAACUUCCAAAUAUUUUGUUCGCAUUAGCUCUAAAAACAUGUAGAAAGAAAACAAACUGCCUCUUGUAGCUCUUUCCCUGGGUAUUCACUGCUGACUCAGCCACUUGCCAGCCACCGUAUCCUGUUUAUCUCUAAACCUGAAAUGUCCAUUUCACACCCUGAAAGACAGCACUCAUUCUUUAUAGUGAGCAAGGGUUUCACACUGUAUGUUUCUUGCAAGGAUAGGAAGAAGUGGCAAAAAAAGAAAUUACUAUUUACUGUCCAGGACAUAUUUGUAUAUAUUUAAAGGCUUUCUCUAUUGACAAUUGAUUCCAUAACCACUUUUCAGUGUCUACUCUGCCCCAGAUUAAUUAUAAACUCCAUGAUGGCUUUCUCUUGCAGUAUCCUUGGUGUUAAAAAUCAUUUUAGACACUGAGGACACACAAAUGAAUAAGCCUGAACACAAGGUGGCUAUCAAAACAAACACAGAUUAUUAAACAUAGGCACUGUAAAUAUUAGAUAAAUGCAUCCAUGAAAUGGCAUGGUAAUAAACCAAAGCAGACAAAUAAAUAGCAAAUAAGAGUUAAAGAACUGGAACAGUACAUUGAGUUGAAGAACUUCCAAAAGGUUUUAUAAAGAGCUGAGCCUUGAAAAAUGAAUGGGAUUCAGUUAGGCAGAAAAACCAAUAUGUGCAAAAAUAUGGAGAAAUAACAAAGCUUUGGUGUGGCCAAAAAGGUGGGUUUUGUCAGAACACGAGGUUCCAAGAUGAAGAAUGAUGGGAGACACAUCUGGAAGAAUCUGGAGCUACCACUACACAGGUCCUUAACCACACUGCUAAAGAGACUGCACUUUAUCAUGUAGGCCAUUCAAGGUUUCACCCAGUUUUCAACAAGAGUCAUUACCUAGUCAUUCACAGAGGACGAACAGACAUGCAAGUUGUCAGGAAGACAAGUCAUAAAAUCACUGUACCAACCUAGGCAAGAGUCGGUAAAGGCCGGAGAGCAACAGAAAUUGGGCAGAGGGCAACUGGGCAGAGUCUCAAGAAGCCUUUCUGACAGGACUGUUAGGAGAAAAAGAAAGAGCAGAAGAGAUAACAUAUUUCUAUUAUAAGAAUAAAAGAGAAACAGUGUUGUUUUAAUUGCUCUUUUCUGGAGUGAGGGGGAUGCUAACUAUUUUUCCUGUUUUAAAGAUAUCUAUGGAAUAUUAGGUUAAGCUCCAGGAAGUAUUAUGCAAUAGGAGACUGGUCUUCAAAAGGCAUGUGAAUGAUAGAUGAAGAUGUAAGGUUUGUGAUGCUUUGGUAAUAGACAAAUUUCUAGAAGUAAUUUCACAACCAGAACAGUAAAACUGAAUCCAAGUUCAGCUUCCAAAUACAAAUCAGCCUAUAAGGGAUACAGAAAUGUAGUAAGCAGAGCAAAUAUGUUGGCAACAAAUCUGAAAUUAGAAUUCUAAGUCUCAUGAGAGUGUUUGGUGUCUAUGCACACUCACAAAUCACAAAACAUGUCAACCAAUCAGUAUUCCAGUGGCCACAGCUGAAUGCUCAGGAAAUGCAACAUGAAAAAAAGGAAAGACAUCCAGGUAACAAAUCACAACACCAACCACAACGCCAUGUGAAAUGGACAAUAAGGUCAAACCACAAAGUCCCAAAGAAAAGGGUAGUCCAACUGGGAAAAGCUCCACCUGUCUCUUCGCUUACUUGCAGAUCCUCUCCCUAGACCAAGCUUGUGCUCCAGGAAAACCACAGGGACUGUGUGAAGUCACAUACUGAAUCUUCCUGUUAUCCAAAGAGGGGACACAGGCCAAAAGACGUUUAUAAAGAACACAGGAGAAGUUGAAUUGGAUCUGGAACACCAAUUAAGUAGCAAACUGUCCUACAUUUUCUAUAUUCCAUCUGACUGUCGGCCCAUGUAUCUCAAUUUUGCUGAAAAAUCAAAGGAAACUGGAGACAUGAAGCAAGCAAAGGAAGGUCAUUUAUAAUUAGAACCAUGGGGAUGGAGAGGAGGAUUAAUAGCAAAAAAAAGUAUGAAGUUCCUGGAUGCCUUAACUUCCAAUUUGCACUGACUCCAAGAGCAAGCAGUAAGAACACUGCUUGGCAUGUCCUAAAAGUUUGCACAUUUCAAAGCACCUUUACUCAUUCCCUACUUUUGGGGAGGAGAGUUUGGGGAGUGGGUGGAGAGUGACAGGAUAAAUGAAACUGUAACUUUGGCAAAGCUGGUAACUAGGACUUAUUCUGUCCCCAGUGACUGCACAUAUUAUUCAGGAAGUUAACCAAACUGACUGGCUUCCUUUCACUGACCCUUACCAGAGAUCUCUCUUUAUCUCUGCCUAUUUCUGCAGUGUCAGGCAGUAGGACACUCUGUAGAUGUUACCACCUUUCCUUCCAGAAGAUCUUCUUGCCCGCACUUAUAAUAUAGAAAGAAUCAACUACUAACCUCAAGAAGGCCCACUUCCCUCACUUGUAAAACCAGAGCGAUGCUCUGCAGGAUCGUUUGCGGAUGAGAUAAUUCAUGUAAAGUGCUCUGCAAACCACAGAGUGCAAUAUCAAAUGUAAAGGGUAUUUGUUUACAACCCAGGCACAAAGCAGCAACUCUCCUCUUACCCUCUAAAGGAGCUGACAACAUCAAGAGGCAAACAACCACUAUCCAUAAGGUCAGGUAAGGAACGUCAACACCUACCCAAAUCUCUUCAAUCACCCAUAGUCUUUUUGUUUGUUUGUUUUUUUAAGAGCUCAGUGUAGCCCAAAAGUCCAAGGCCUUCCCACAUCACCUUAUCUUCGGACAAGGAGGGAGGAGGCUACCAAAAAAAGCAAGGGCAAACAAGGCAACAAAAAACCACUCGCCCAAGGUCAAAACAUCGGAAUACAAAACGAAAGCCGGGCUUGCCAACAGCUGCGGCCACGUCUACCGUGCCACCUCUUCCAGUCGCCGAGAAACCCCGAGCUACCCCUUCUGGGCCCCACGGAGCAGUGAGGGGUCGAGGGCCUGGCCCGAGCUCACGCGGAACCCCAGCCGCCUCGAUGCACAGCCUGCAGCGCCCUCCACCUGCCCGCUGCCGGCCGGGGCCGCGCCCCUUCACCCAGGUUCAGCCAGGGCUUGGCCGGGCUCUCCCAGCAGACCCACUGACCCCCACCCCGAGACCGGAACCCCAGCGCAGGACCCCCACAAGGGUAAGUUCCGCGCACGGCUGACACCCGCCCGCACUCCGUGCCACGUCCGCGGCCUCACGCACUAUGGC